CACACAUCAGGUUCAAAAACAUGACAGCCUUUAUCGCGCCAUUACGAAUAUUAUAUAACUAUCUCUUGACUGUAUAAUUUUUAUAAAUCUUCGCAUAUAUAUCUCAUUCGUGGACUUAUUCUAUGCAAUCGUAACUGAGACUACGCCAAGUUCUUACCAACACAGCAUCAUGGCUAGCAACGUAUGGUUCAUCACAGGAGCAAGCAGCGGCUUUGGCCGUGCUAUCGGCUUCGAAGCUCUGAAGCGAGGUGACAAAGUAGUUGCCACAUCGCGUAAUCUGGGCAAGAUGGCGGACCUCAAGGAAGCCGGUGCCUUAGUCCUGGCUCUGGAUGUGACUUCCGAUGAUGCGUCCAUCCAAGCCGUAUUCCAGAAGGCUAUCGAUACCUACGGCAAAGUCACGUACUGUAUCAAUGCGGCAGGGUAUGCCUGGGAAGGUUCUGCUGAAGAAGCUUCGGCUCAGGAAGUAUUCAACCAGUUCAACACCAAUGUCCUUGGUCUCAUAAACAUAACACGCCACGCGCUCCACCAUAUGCGCCCUCGCCGGCAGGGAGUGAUCGCCAACUUCGGCAGUGUGACCAGCUGGCAAGGCAUUCCCGGAAUAAGCUACUACUCCUCGACCAAGUUCGCCGUGACCGGGUUUACGGAGACGGUUCAUCAGGAGGUCAGCUCGUUCGGGAUUUCAGCCGUCGUUAUCGAGCCUGGAUUCUUCCGGACGGCAAUACUCAACGAUGCCGGUAGCAACCGCAUCCGGGCUGCGAGGCCCCUGACGGAGGAGUACAGGAACACGCCUGUGAAUGAGACUCGGAACCAGUUCAAUAUUUGCGACAACCACCAGCCUGGUGAUGUUCUUAAAGGCGCCAAAGUAAUUGUUGAUGUGUUGACGCAGACGGGAGUCGCAGAGGGUAAAAAGAUCCCUCUGAGACUCGUGCUCGGCCGCGAUGCAUUCGAAUCAAUUAAGGAUAAGAUUCACAGCACCGAGGUAUUGAUUAAGGAGUGGGAGGAUAUCAUUGUUAGCACAGAUCACGACGAUGUCAAACAAUGAAGAUGACGUUGUGAUCCCAUAGUCUACUAACUAAGCCUCCUUUGGGUAGU
Molecule: messenger RNA, 1092 nt
Organism: Daldinia decipiens
Lineage: Eukaryota; Fungi; Ascomycota; Sordariomycetes; Xylariales; Hypoxylaceae
Product: NAD(P)-binding protein
Exons: 2
Coding region: 170-1042 (290 amino acids)
Molecular function (GO): oxidoreductase activity
Source: RefSeq, a predicted model, not a curated record